AUGAAAAACGCCACCGUCGAAGUGGCCGGGUACACAACCCUACCAGUUCAACUGCCUCCCACAUCGAUAUUCCCGACCCCAGCCACCCAUUAUCUCUACAUUCGGCCCCAUGAGCCUCGCAUUCCGGACCCAGACUCCGCACGCUCACUCUUCAUCGUCAACGUCCCCAUCGAUACUACAGAAGUCCACCUCCGCCACCUGUUCAGCACCCAACUCUCCUCAGGCCGCAUCGAGCGCAUCAGCUUCGAAGAUGUCCCCGUCAAAAAGGCCGGCGUCGCAGCCGCCACAGAAUCCAACCUCUCGCACCGCUCCAACAAAAAGCGCAAGCGCGUCACAGUCACGGCAGACGACCUUCAGUCGCUCCUAGAUAACAUCCGGCCCCCUUCAACCUGGGACCGACCCCUCCACAAGAGCGGCACCCAUGUCAUCGUCGUCUUCGCUGAUAAACCCAGCAUGGAAGCUAGUCUCAAGGCCGCGACCAAAGCCGCCCGCAAGGGAACGCCAGUAAUCUGGGGCAACGGGAUUUCAACACACAAGAUGCCUCCUGCGCUUGGGUUGCCACGGUACUUGGUCCAUGAAGAACGGCGGUAUCCGGACCGGGCGGAGCUAUUGCGCACGGUGAACGAGUUCAUGACGACGUUUGAACAGGUUGCUGAGGCGCGGAAGCGUGAGGAGUCGAAGAAGGCUGGCGAACCGGAUGAGGAUGGCUUUGUCACGGUGACCAGUGGGCCCAAGUUGAAUUCCUUGGCGAGAGAGGACGAGAUGAAGGAGUUGGUGGCGAAGCAGAAGAAGAAGGAGGAAGGAUUGGAAGACUUCUAUCGGUUCCAGUCUCGCGAGAAGAGGAAGGAGAAGCAGCAGAUGUUGCUUAAGCGGUUUAAUGAGGAUAGGAGGAAAUUGCAGGAUCUUAAGAUGCGGAGAGGAACGAUUCGGCCGGAGUGA
Molecule: messenger RNA, 939 nt
Organism: Penicillium diatomitis
Lineage: Eukaryota; Fungi; Ascomycota; Eurotiomycetes; Eurotiales; Aspergillaceae
Product: putative ribosomal small subunit assembly protein
Exons: 2
Coding region: 1-939 (312 amino acids)
Biological process (GO): ribosomal small subunit assembly; rRNA processing
Cellular component (GO): UTP-C complex; CURI complex
Source: RefSeq, a predicted model, not a curated record